UGCGGGGGAGGAAGGCGAGUUUUGCUUCCCGACUGCUUUUUCUAUCCGCGCGGUAUCGCGGCUCCCUUUGGCCUCCGAUCUCUACGCCUUCUCCAAACCACAGACGUUUCCUGUUGCUCUCUGAUUCCAGGACCUUCUCCACAACUAGACCACUUUCCCUUUUAGACCUGACCUCUGACUCAAAGGUCAACUCAAGGUGAUGGGAGGGGUAGCCUAAGUUUCCUCAGUCUUUAGCCCUGGGUCCUUAAGUCUCACCCUUUAGGAACCUCACUACAGGCCUGAGCCUUCAUAUACCAAAACUGAACCACGAGUUUCUAAAUCCUGCCCGGGAGAAUUAGUGAACAACGCCCUCCCUGAGCCUCCCAGCACAACACAGCCCGUCCCAGCCUCAUACACAAACCCGAUUCCAGAUAUAAGGACCCCACCCUGUUAAACUCCAGAUCCUUUAUGACUUGAGUCAGCCCCAGUCCCUGCUCCCAUGGUUUCAAAUUUUAGCCCUGUUUUUUUCAGACCCACUGCUCAAUCCCCAAAUUCUGGAACUCCGCUCCAAAACCUUUAAAAUUUCUGUCCCUGAGAACAACCCUUUGCCUCUCCCAUUCUGAACCCUUCAACCCGCCUGUAGACCCCAAAAUGACUUCUCCAUGCUGCCAUCCCCCAGACCCCCCAAUCCCUCCUCCAAGAACCCCUGCACCCCAGGCCCCCAUAAUUCCAUCUCUUCCCCUGUCCCCCGUUCCUCGGAACUUAGCUUUUCCACCAGCUCCCUCGAGUCUGCAGGCCUCUAUUCCUCCACCGCCCCCAUUGCCUCUUCCACCCCCUGCCAUGGGUGCUGCUCCUCCUCACGUCUUCGGCCUGGAGAAAAGCCGGCUCCUGAAGGAGGCCUUGGAGAAAGCCAGCCCAGUCCCUAAGGGCAGGGAAGAUGUGAAGAGGCUCCUGAAGCUGCGCAAGGACCGACCCCUUCAGUGGCGAUGUGCUUCCAGCAAUGAAGAAAGCUGCCUUCAUAAAUGCCUAGUCCAGUGGGGGAGACAGACCCUCCACCCCACCAAACGGUUCCGAAGUGACUUGCGGUGGAUCCUCUUCUGUGCUGACCUGCCGUCCCUCAUCCAAGAAGGCCCUCAGUGCGGGCUGGUGGCCUUGUGGAUGGCAGGCACUCUCCUGUCACCCCCCAGCGGCAUCCCCCUGGAGAGACUCGUGCAGGUGGCCAUGGAGCGAGGCUACACAGCCCAAGGAGAGAUGUUCUCUGUGGCUGACAUGGGCAGGCUGGCCCAGGAGGUGCUGGGCUGCCAGGCCGAACUGCUCUGCGGUGGCCUGGGUAGUCCCAACAGAGACCUCGUCCUGCAGCACCUUGUCAGCGGACAGCCCCUGCUCAUCCCCUACGAUGAGGACUUCAACCACGAGCCAUGUCAGAGGAAGGGCCACAAGGCUCACUGGGCAGUGAGCGCAGGGGUGCUCCUGGGCGUGCAGGAUUUGCCAAGCCUUGGCUACAGUGAGGAUCCUGAGCUGCCAGGGCUGUUCUACCCAGUGCCUGGCAUGCCCUGCCAGCUACCAUCCCUGCCAGAGGAGGGCUUCCCAGGAGCUGUCUACCUCCUCUCCAAGCAGGGCAAGAGUUGGCACUACCAGCUGUGGGACUAUGAUCAAGUCCGGGAUAGCAACCUGCAGCUGACAGACUUCUCACCCUCACGGGCCAACGAUGGCCGGGCGUAUGUGGUGCCUGCUGGUGGGGUGCGGGCUGGCCUCUGUGGCCAGGCCCUGCUCCUCAGACAGUGAGACUUCAGCCACUAGCCAAAGCUGGGGCCAUGGGUUGCAGCCUGGCUCUGUCACCAUUUGAAGAGUAUCCCAGCUUCUCCCUCUGUGCCACUGCCCAUAGGUUUGGGCUGGAUUUCUGAGGGCCUCCUGCACAGAGACACUUCAUCAGGGUCACCCCCAUCAAUCACAUAUCAAUCCUGGUCAUCGUCCCAACUCCCCACCCCCUUCACUGUUGAGCACCAACUAAACCUUUCUCCAUGGAGAGACUGACAACAACUCAGACCUCAUGACCUGUCCACCUGAAUGUUGUGUCCCUCCAUUUCUCACUGGGAACGAACUCUCACAAACCACUGUCCCCUUACUGGACUUUUGCAAGAGCCUGCUGUUCUUCCUCCCACCCCCACCUGCUCCCAGGGCAGGGACUACACUCUUCCUCUCCUCAGCUCACCUCUUCUUAGCCCAGGCUGUUCUUCCUCACGCUUUCUGCCUGCCAGCUGUACUGGCCUUUCAGGUCCCUGGAGUGUGGUACCUGUUCCCACCCCUGCAGCACUCUGCUAAAGAUCGCUCCUUAACUUCUCCAUCUUGGCUCAGGUAUCACUUCCUCAGGAAGAUUCCCUCAGCCCCAGACCAGGCACCCUUCCCCCACCUUAUUUUUCUUGGGGGGGUGGGUGGGAGGGUUAAGUCCCACCUGGGAGCAGUUAUGUGUGCCAACCCUUUUACUGGUGUCAGUUCUUGAAAUCCUUCAGUCCUGUAAGGGAGGUACUAGAUUCCCACCAUUUGAUGACAAGACUGAGGUCUGGAGAAGUAGAGUCACUGGCCUAAGGUCACACAGCUGGUAAGUGGCAGGAUAGGAUUAAAACCAGGUAGGUAGCGUCUAGCCACAGCCAGGCUAUCUCCUGGCUCCCUGAACUUCAUGAUGGUGCUGACCACAGACUGUGUUUUUUCUACCCACCCAUACAGACAUAUAUACAGUAUAUAUAGUGAGCAUGUGUGAUUAUGAGUUUAAUGAAUACUUGUCACUUCCACUCAAAGGGGAGGAACAAGACUUUCUUGGUCACUGCUAUGUCCCUAGGUCCCAGGAAAGUGUCUCAUUUAGGGUAACUGUACAGUGUAUUGUUUCUAGCCAGUGAAUGAGGUGAAGAGGAGGCAUGACUCCCAUCCCAACCCUGAUCAUUCUGCCCAUGUUGCCCACAUCCCAGCCCUGAUUCUUCAGGUGGCACUGUCCUGGGAUCCCACCCCCACCCCCACCCCCCGAGGAAGGGGCUUGGAGCUAUCUUGGUCACCACUGUGUUCCCUGCAUUGUCCAGCACAGAGCCAGGCACAAGAAUGGCAGCUCAGUGAAUGCAGAAUGAAUAAAGCAGCCUGCUCUGAGCCUGCCUCUACCCCAAACUAACCAUUACCCCACUGGUCUCUAAUGUUCAGAAUAUGAAUUUGAGUCCACACACCCCAGAUGCAAAAGAAAAAACUUC
Molecule: messenger RNA, 3212 nt
Organism: Cynocephalus volans (Philippine flying lemur)
Lineage: Eukaryota; Metazoa; Chordata; Mammalia; Dermoptera; Cynocephalidae
Gene: ACTMAP
Product: actin maturation protease
Exons: 7
Coding region: 631-1764 (377 amino acids)
Source: RefSeq, a predicted model, not a curated record